AUGGCCCUGGUGUUGAUCCUCCAGCUGCUGACCUUCUGGCCACUAUGUCACGCAGACAUCACUAUGACUGUCCCCACAGCCUCAUACCCCAAGCCGUGGCUGGGGGCUCAGCCAGCUGCAAUUGUGAUCCCUGGAGUCAACGUGACCUUGAGGUGCAGGGCACCCCAACCUGCCUGGAAGUUUGCACUAUUCAAGUAUGGAGAGAUCACCCCCAUGCUGUAUCGGGUUGUGUCCGCGGAGCUGGCAGAGGUCUUCCUGGAGGAGGUGACCCCAGCCCAGGGCGGCAGUUAUCAAUGCAGAUACCAAAAUCCAGGCUGGGCGCUGGGUGUCUGGUCCCACCCCAGUGAUGCCUUGGAACUGCUGGUGACAGAUGAGCUGCCCCGCCCAUCGCUGGUGGCGCUGCCCGGGCCGGUGGUGGCGCCUGGCGACAACGUGAGCCUGCGCUGCACUGGCCGCCUGCGGGACAUGCGGUUCGCGUUGUACCGCGUGGGCGAGGCAGUGCCGCUGCAGUACCACAACUCAGAGCGGUCCUGGGCUGACUUCCCGCUGCCUCGCGCCAGCGCCCCCGGCACCUACAGCUGCUACUACCACACGCCUCACGCUCCCUACGUGCUGUCGCAGCGCAGCGAGCCGCUGGUCAUCAGUUGGGACGGCUCGGGCUCCUCCGACUACACCCUGGGCAACCUCAUCCGCCUGGGGCUGGCGAUCCUGGUCCUCGUCUCCCUGGCCACGCUGCUGAUUCUGGACUGGCGCAGUCCCUGCUAG
Molecule: messenger RNA, 765 nt
Organism: Pteropus alecto (black flying fox)
Lineage: Eukaryota; Metazoa; Chordata; Mammalia; Chiroptera; Pteropodidae
Gene: OSCAR
Product: osteoclast associated, immunoglobulin-like receptor
Exons: 5
Coding region: 1-765 (254 amino acids)
Cellular component (GO): plasma membrane
Molecular function (GO): collagen receptor activity
Source: RefSeq, a predicted model, not a curated record